GCCUAGCGGUUUGGGCUACACAAAGCCCUCUCCAGCCGGCCAUUAAGACUUCUAGAUCUGUGACCAAAACGUCCAAUUCCCUUUUUCUGCUGAACUUAAAGUCUUUUCGUCUCUACGAGUGUUUCACAACUUCCGAAUAUUCAUCAAUUUAGACUGAUGUGUUUAAAGUUGCAAAUUUUACGUGUAUUAUUCAAGAAGCAUCAGAUCUAAACAACGCCUAGAAAGUCGAACAACUUCUUUGGCCCUCUAACCUGAAAGUCUAAAAGUCUUUUCAAGGCCGUCUAAUUUUCUCCAGUGCUAAAAACAUAAUUUUGAAAAGAUGAUGACCUGUAAUUUAGAAUGGAAAAAUCAAUCAGCCUUCCUUGUCCAGGCUCUUUCGAGCCUCAGGCAGAAUGAUACUCUAACAGAUUGCACAUUAGCUGCUGAUGGAAGACAUAUUAAGGCACAUAGAUUAAUUCUUUGUGCUUGUAGUCCUUACUUUAAGGAGUUACUGGCAGACCAUUUUGACAAACAAGCAAUUAUUUUCCUCAACAAUGUGAACUACUCUCUCUUGAAACUGAUUGUAGAGUACAUUUAUAAGGGAUGUGUGAAUAUAGAUCACACAGAGCUACAAAAGUUUCUUCAGACUGCAAGAGCAUUAAAAAUAUCAGGACUUGUCAACUAUGGAGAGGAAGAGCCACAGACAUCAAAGAAAACAUCUGCACCCCCAAAACUCACAGCACAAAAAGGAAACCAAAAGAGAACUUUGGGAGAUGUUGCCACAUCAACACCUCCCAAAAUGAACAAAUUGUCAAAAAGAGAAGUGAACAAUUCAUCUGCCCAACGUCCCAGUAUUAGAUCGCGAACAGAAAAUAUGAUGGAAGCUCCAUCCGCUCCUAAUGCCAUCCAAGCAGCAUACCUUACCCUAGAGUUAGAAGUUGAGGCUGAUGAAAACCCAACAGGUGAAGCAGAAGCCGAAGCAGAAGUUGAGGAGGAAGAACACGACGAAAAUUUGAGGUCGGACGAAAACAUUCCGUUUGUUGCAGACGUUGAAGGUAGAUAUCAACCGAUAGAAGGUCGUAGAAGAGGAUCAAAUCUUAUUGCUGACAUUCAAGAAGGCUACGUAUAUCGAAUACGUAGAUACUUUAAUGGCAAGCAAUAUUACAGAUGUUGUUACAAGGAAAAAUGUCCGGGUCGAUUAGUCUGCCACGAAGGUCAAUUUCAUGCUCUCAAUCAACACGAUCACGAUGGAGACAUGCAUGUUGUUCAGAAUUAUAAACUUGUAGCAGACUGUCGCAGCCGAGCCAUUAAUGAAUCUACGCCCGUUUCCCAAAUAAUCCAAGAAGAAGUCGACAAAGCAACUGGAAUAUCCGAAGUUUUGGUUACGCCUCGAUAUCUAGUAAAAACCAGGAGACUACAUCGUCAGCGUCAACAGCAAAGUGCGCAAGAAAUGGCUGAAGGUUCUCUCAUUUUGCCUGACACUGCUAAAGUUGAAUUGGAAGAAGAAGAUGAGGCUGGAUCACUCAUUGUCCCUCAUUCAGAAUCGGAGUGAAAGUGAACGUUAAUCUGUAAUACGAAAGUUUCUAUAUUAUUUUUUCAAUAUCUCUUUUUUUUUACUAUCUAAGAAGGGUUUUUCAAAUUCAGAAUUUAAGAACAAAAGCCUUUCUUGUUUUAGCUACAUUACAAUUCUCUUUACUCGUCACCAGUGACGCCUCGUUUUCACGAUGUAAAAUCAUUCCGCGUAUUUCUCUCACCCUUUCUAAUACAAUUUUUCAUUUAG
Molecule: messenger RNA, 1759 nt
Organism: Daphnia pulicaria
Lineage: Eukaryota; Metazoa; Arthropoda; Branchiopoda; Diplostraca; Daphniidae
Product: protein abrupt-like
Exons: 6
Coding region: 320-1531 (403 amino acids)
Biological process (GO): regulation of transcription by RNA polymerase II
Cellular component (GO): nucleus
Molecular function (GO): protein binding
Source: RefSeq, a predicted model, not a curated record